Messenger RNA from Haemonchus placei, 528 nucleotides. The record is from the annotation of a GenBank genome assembly. Lineage: Eukaryota; Metazoa; Nematoda; Chromadorea; Rhabditida; Trichostrongylidae.
AUGUGCCUUUAUUUGUUCCAGUCAUUAAGUCGUUGGUCGCGCACAUAUCGGCGGUGUCCCAAAUGUGGUGCUCCAUUACGCAUGCGUAUCAGCAAAUCUGCCGCGGGUUGUCCGAGUUGUUCGCGAUUCUACUAUCCAACGUACUCACCUGUUGCCAUCACAUUAGUCUCAGAUCCAACGAAUUCCUUCGCACUUCUCGUUAGACAUAAAGGAUCACGUAGCGGUGUUUAUACUGCGAUUGCAGGAUUCGCUCAAUCUGGAGAGUCUCUUGAAGAAUGUGUCCGACGAGAAAUAGCUGAAGAAGUAGGCAUACCCGUCCUGAGUGCCGCUUCUCUAAAUCGAACUCAGCCCUGGCCGAUGCCUGAUUCGUCGUUGAUGUGUGCUUAUUAUGCUGUAGCCGACAUGUCGCACAAGGUCGAUGCCUGUCCCGGAGAGCUCGAAUCGGCAAGAUGGUUUUCGAGAGACGAAGUUGCUGUCGCUCUUCAAAGAACUCUCAAUCAUCCUUUCUUGAAGGUACUUUUUUGUUAG